AUGGACUCGACCUCCUCCAUUCAUACCUUGCCCAUUCCUUCGCUUGAACACCCUUCUGGCUUUGAUUUGUGGCCCAUGUUCAACAGAGCCUUCGAGGCUGUUGUGGGGUAUUCAGCCAACAGUUUCCGAUUUAUCGAAGGCAAGACACCUCUUUCUACGCUGAAGGAAACCUCAACCAUUCUUGUCCUAUAUUAUACGGUGGUCCUGGGAGGACGAAGUUUUUUGAGCAAUCGAAAACCAUUGCAAUUGAAGAAGCUUUUUCUUUUGCACAACCUCUUUCUCAGCAUCAUCAGUGCCAUUCUUCUGGCACUUUUCCUGGAACAGAUAGUACCGACUAUCGCGAGGAAUGGCUUGCGCUGCGCCAUCUGUGAUCUCGAGGGUGGCUGGACCCAGCCCAUGGUUGUACUAUAUUAUUUGAAUUACCUCACGAAGUACUUCGAGCUCCUGGACACGGUCUACUUGUUUCUGAGGAAGAAGCCUCUCACGUUCCUGCAUUGCUAUCAUCACGGCGCAACUGUCUUCCUAUGCUACACUCAAUUGGUUGGGUCUACGGCGAUCUCUUGGGUUGUGAUCACAUUGAACCUGGCUGUCCAUAUCAUCAUGUACUGGUACUACUUUCAGGCCGCGCGAGGGAUUCCCAUUUGGUGGAAAGCAUGGAUCACUCGGGGCCAAAUCCUCCAAUUUGUGAUUGCACUGGGCUUUAUCUCCUACGGCUCUUUCUUUGUAUAUUUCCCUCAGUAUGGCUCAUGUGUGGGCAGCAUGUUGGCCACAGCCACCGGCGACGUUGUGAUCAGCUCGUACCUGGUUUUGUUCGUGUUGUUCUACCUGGCCACAUAUCGGAAAGACGGCAGGAUGCCUAGUGCCCGCGUAGCUGUGCGACCUAAACCCCAGGCACCAGUUUCGGUGCCCCAUCUGGUUGUGGCUGCUAUGUCCAGUGGGCACGAUAACCGAAUCGAGACAGGGUUGACUGGUGCCGGUGCCCUGGCACGGAAAGUCUAG
Messenger RNA from Aspergillus uvarum CBS 121591, 999 nucleotides. RefSeq names its product elongation of very long chain fatty acids protein. Gene Ontology annotation, biological process: very long-chain fatty acid biosynthetic process; fatty acid elongation, monounsaturated fatty acid; fatty acid elongation, polyunsaturated fatty acid. Gene Ontology annotation, cellular component: endoplasmic reticulum membrane. The coding region runs from base 1 to 999 and encodes 332 amino acids. Gene Ontology annotation, molecular function: fatty acid elongase activity. The transcript has 4 exons. The record is from RefSeq and is a predicted model, not a curated record. Lineage: Eukaryota; Fungi; Ascomycota; Eurotiomycetes; Eurotiales; Aspergillaceae.